Messenger RNA from Penicillium subrubescens, 1395 nucleotides. RefSeq names its product putative MFS monocarboxylate transporter. Gene Ontology annotation, molecular function: transmembrane transporter activity. Gene Ontology annotation, biological process: transmembrane transport. Gene Ontology annotation, cellular component: fungal-type vacuole membrane. Bases 1 to 1395 code for a protein of 464 amino acids. The transcript has 4 exons. The record is from RefSeq and is a predicted model, not a curated record. NCBI's taxonomy places the organism in Eukaryota, Fungi, Ascomycota, Eurotiomycetes, Eurotiales, Aspergillaceae.
AUGAGCUCUGCCAACCACGAGACCAUCUCCCUGAGCGAGAUACCCUCUCAUCGCUCCUCCGAUGACGUGACUCCAUUGGAGAUCGAGCAGCCCUCGCUACCCCCCGCAGAUGGGGGAAAGCUGCGUGGCUAUUACUCGCGUCAUGCUGUCUUAUUCAGUUACCAGUUUGGGGUGAGACUAGGAUUCUCGAGCGUCUUUGGUAUUUUCCAAGAGUACUACAGCACGCAUGAUGUUUUGCGAGGCGAUAAAGGGGACCUGGCUACCGUGGGAACUACAUCAACAGGUCUUCUAUACCUCUUAUCACCUGUGACCUUCACCCUGUUGACACGAUAUCCACGCCUUCAAAUUUGGUGCAUUCCAACGGGUCUAGCCAUUACCAUAAUCGGUUCUCUUUUGUCGUCUUUCUCGCAGCAAGUAUGGCACCUCAUUGCGACCCAGGGUAUCAUUUGUGCUAUCGGUAAUGCGCUCAUGUUCAGUCCAUCGUCUCUGUAUAUGGACCAAUGGUUCAUACAGAAGAAGGGACUUGCCCUUGGAAUUAUGUGGGCGGCUAAGAGCAUAACUGGUGUGGCAUUGCCCUUCGUGGCGAGUGCUUGUUUGGAUAAGUUCGGUUCUAGUACAACUUUCAGGGCUUGGACUGUCACCACGCUACUCACUACCCUACUCUCCCUACCGUUCAUGAAGCCUCGAAUACCCGUCUCACCCUCUGCGUCAGCCCGACGUCUGGACCUCAGUUUCCUGAGAUUAGCCACGUUCUGGAUGCUCCAGAUAGGCAACAUAAUCCAAAGCUUCGGAUACUUCUUACCCUCCACCUAUCUACCAUCCUAUUCGACCACAACAGUCGGUUUAUCCGGGACAAUGGGCACAGUGCUAGUCUCGCUCUUCAACGCGACUUCUAUCGUGGGAGGAAUCUGCGUGGGAAUGCUGUGCGAUCGUUUCGCAGUCUCAAACAUCCUCCUUUUCUCCUCGGUAGGCUCAGCGCUAUCUGUAUUCCUUCUCUGGGGCAUGGCAUCAUCUCCGGAAUCCGAAUCGUCUCAGACGGCAAUUGCUCUGCUCACUCUAUUCUCCAUCUUUUAUGGCUUCUUCGCGGGUGGGUUUAGUUCUACCUGGUCAGGUGUCAUUAAGCAGAUUAAGCGUGAUUCUUCUGCGUCUUUGGAGACGGGUUUGGUCUUUGGCCUGCUUGCUGGAGGGCGAGGGAUUGGUAAUGUUAUCAGUGGUCCGUUGAGCACGGCGCUGAUCAGGCAGGGAUCGCUGAGUGGUCCGCAAGGUAAUGCUGGAACUGGCUUUGGGACUCAGUAUGGGAGUUUGAUUCUUUUUACUGGCAUUACAGCGAUUUUUGGGGCAUGGAGCUGGAUGUGGCGGUAUAUUAGUUCUGGGGUUCGCUGCGCCAGUCGCUGA